CUGCCCCUCAACGCGAAAAGCCCGCGCAACGCCCCACGUUGGUGCCAUUACCGGCCCUCCUGCCAUGUGAUAACCCCCUACAUUCCUUCCAUCACUCCCCUUUCCCUUGCAGCAUCAUGCAGGAUCCAAUGAAUGAUAGGUCCUUCAUCGGUGGCUCCUCGGAAGGCCGCUCGAACCCCCGUUGUCAGCGCCGGUGCGAGAUUAUCCGACUCUCCGGCAGCUCGGGGCCGACACCGGCACCUCACUCCCGGACCCCCCUCUCUGCAAGGGCCCAUUUUAAAACGGCACAAUGGCUGCCGAAGGGUGCGGCCAGGGAGGAUGAUCGACAGCGCGGGCCAAGACCAGUUAGCGGGGCCGAAUGUCGCCUUCGUCCUCGUCUCCUUCUCUUGUGAACCAAAGGGGUCCAAAAGUUGUUCUCUGCCCCAACCCGUGGUCGAGGUUGUCUAACUUGGUCUAUCGUUCGAACUCUCCGUCUAGCGCCCGGUCAAACCUCAUACUCUACUCCUCGUCACCGUCUCGCACAGCCGUCACUAUGGGGUCGACAUUGCCCAUCGCGCUCCCCGCGCUCAAGACGAACCCCAAGUUCAUCUUCUUCACCGACUUUGACGGUACCAUCACCAACCAAGACAGCAAUGACUACAUGACGGACAACCUCGGCUUCGGCACCGAGCUGCGCAAGAAGGGCAACCAGGACGUGCUGUACGGGCGCCGCGACUUCCGCGACUCGUUCCAGGAAAUGCUCGACAGCGUCAAGACGCCCUUCAACGAGUGCGUCGACAUCCUGCGCAAGAACAUCACCCUCGACCCGGGCUUCAAGUCCUUCUUCGAGUGGGCGCGCGAGAACAACGUGCCCAUCGUGGUCUUGAGCGGCGGCAUGAAGCCCAUCAUCCGCGCGCUGCUCGCGCACUUGAUCGGCGAGGAGGCCGUGGAUUCCAUUCAGAUUGUGAGCAACGACGUUGCGCCGAGAGAGGGAAAGAGCAUCAACGAGGAAGGAGGGUGGAAGAUUGUCUUCCAUGACGACAGCGGGUUCGGCCAUGACAAGUCCCUCGAGAUCCGCCCCUAUGCCCGGCUUCCGGCAGAAGAGAGGCCGGUCCUCUUCUACGCCGGCGACGGUGUGUCCGACUUGUCGGCCGCUAAGGAGACGGACCUGCUGUUUGCCAAGGCGGGGCGUGAUCUCGUCACUUACUGUGAGAACGAGAAGGUCCCCUUCAGAACGUUCCACGACUUUUCCGACAUCCACAAGACCGUCAAGGACAUCGUCGAAGGGAAGCUGACCGUUGCGGAGGCUGCCGUUGGCAGGAAGUGAGCUACAUCACCCGUGCGGGCUCACGGGCAAGACAACUAGUUUCACAUCCAAGAUAGAGCGAUAGACGAUAGACG
Molecule: messenger RNA, 1380 nt
Organism: Thermothelomyces thermophilus ATCC 42464
Lineage: Eukaryota; Fungi; Ascomycota; Sordariomycetes; Sordariales; Chaetomiaceae
Exons: 4
Coding region: 533-1306 (257 amino acids)
Molecular function (GO): phosphatase activity
Source: RefSeq, a predicted model, not a curated record